AUGUUCCGAGCCCUCCUCAUCAAGGACCAAAUCCCCAACGACACUUCCAGCAGAGCAUCCGUAACCAUGCGCAACUCGUCUCUGAUGCUGCUGGCUUCGGUCUUGAAGCUGGCCUUGCUGGUUUCAGGCGCACCUACCUCGACGGCUAGCCUUACCGCUGUCACCAUGAAUGUUGCUGGCCUGCCCGCCAUCUUGAACGGAAACGGCGAAGGUGACAAGAAGGCCAACUCGGUCGAGAUUGGGCAAAAGCUUUCGGAAUACAACUAUGACCUAAUCAACCUUCAAGAGGACUUCAACUACCACGCCUACAUCUACAACAACGACGAGCACCCUUACCGCACGCCCACCUCUGGCGGCGUCCCGUUCGGAUCCGGGCUGAACACGCUCAGCACUCUGCCCUUCAAAGACCUCGAGCGGGUCAAGUGGAGCAAGUGCAACCUCAACGAGGGCGACUGUCUCACGCCCAAGGGGUACACGGUGGUCACGGUGCAGCUGCCCACGGGAGGCGAGGUGGACGUGUUCAAUCUGCACACGGACGCGGGCUCAGACGACGGCGACUCGGCCGCGCGUAUGUCCAACUUUGCGCAGGUGGCCGCGGCUAUCGCCAGCCGCUCCGACGCCGCGGGCCGCGCGGUAAUCGUCAUGGGCGACACCAACAGCAGGUACACGCGCCCUAAGGACGGUCUGGUGGAUUUUCUGAGGCAGACGAAGCUGACCGAUACCUGGGUGGAGCUGGUACGUGGUGGGGAGGCUCCAGCGUCGACGGACGAGGCGUUGCUGUGUGCCGAUCCGAUCCCGACGACGACAAACUGCGAGGUGGUGGACAAGGUCUUCUACAAGAGCAGCAGCAAUGUGACCCUGCACCCGAGUGACUGGCAGUAUCUCGGCGAAGAGUUCACCGACUCGGAAGGCAAUCCUCUCUCCGAUCACACACCCAUCUUUGUCAGGUUCACCUACACUUCCGCUUAG
Molecule: messenger RNA, 969 nt
Organism: Sporisorium graminicola
Lineage: Eukaryota; Fungi; Basidiomycota; Ustilaginomycetes; Ustilaginales; Ustilaginaceae
Exons: 2
Coding region: 1-969 (322 amino acids)
Cellular component (GO): cytoplasm
Molecular function (GO): sphingomyelin phosphodiesterase activity
Source: RefSeq, a predicted model, not a curated record